GCUUGAAUUGAUAUUAUGGCUCAUCUAUCUGACGCUGAUAGUCGACUCACUUACUCAGAAUGUGACCAUUGCUCCUUCUACAAACACACUGACCAUGACUUCAGCUAAUGCAUCCCACAUUGGCCGAGUGUGCACAACUUGGGGAUACUAUCACUUCAAGACUUUUGAUGGCGAUUUCUUCCAGCUGAAUUCAAGUUGUAACCAUGUCCUUGCAAUGCAAUGCAAGGGCAGCUAUGAAAACUUUAAUAUCCAGAUGCGGCGGAGCUUAGUCAACAACAUCCCCACAAUCAGCAAAAUCAUCAUGAUGCUGGAAGGAUCUGAGGUGGAGCUCUCUAACAACUCUGUGCUUGUCAAUGGGAAGAUGGAAUCUCUGCCGUUCAGUAAAUCAGGAGUGACUGUCAAAGGGACCGCAUCUAGUAUCUCUGUUGAAGCUAAUCUGGGAAUAAAGGCAAUCUGGAACCUGGACGACUCCCUUGAUAUUGAAAUAGAUGAGAAAUAUCGGACUCAGACAUGUGGACUGUGUGGAAACUUUGAUGGCAUAUCCAAUGAAUUCCUGAAUGGUGGAACUCCACUGUCUGUGGUGGACUAUGCUGAGACCUGGAAGAUAAAUGGCCCCACCGAGCAGUGUAAGGAGACUGACGUUAACCCAGUCCCGAGCUGUGGUGAUAAGCAAUUCUGUGACCAGACCUUCUCCAGUGAUCCCUUUGUUGAUUGCCAAAACAUUCUUGACGUGGAAUCCUUUAGUAAAGCCUGUAUGGUGGACACGUGCAACUCUACAGACAACACUACUUUGGUCCUCUGUAAAACACUUUCAGAGUUCUCCAGACAUGUAUGUGAAAGCGGUCAGUGGAGUUGUACAGAGACGAACUGUCCAGGAAUCUGUUCUGUCGAAGGAGGAGCUCAUAUUAACACAUUUGAUGGAAAAGUCUACACAUUUCAUGGCGAUUGUUCCUAUGUUCUCGCUAAGGACAGUAAUGGUUUGUCCUACACUGUGCUGGUGGAUCUUGUCAAGUGCGGACUAAGUGACACAAAGACUUGCCUCAGAACUGUAACUUUGGCCUUAGGCAGUAAUUCUGUGGUUGUUAAAGUUCAGGCAUCCGGGCAGGUCUAUGUGAACCAGAUUCAUUCUCAGCUUCCACUGUUUACAGCUGAUCUGAGGGUCUUUAAACCAUCUUCCUUCUACAUCCUUGUAAGCACCACAGUGGGCAUACAACUGAUGAUUCAGCUGUCUCCCAUAAUGCAGGUGUUCAUUUCCGCUGACAAGUCACUCACAGGAACCACCUCUGGUUUAUGUGGAAACUUCAACGACAUAAUGAGUGAUGACUUUAGAGUGACCAAUGGGCUGGUGGAAGGCACUGCUGCUGCAUUUGCCAACGCAUGGAAAACCAGAGCCAGCUGCCCAGACAUUAUAUCACAUUUUGGAGACCCUUGUAAUAACAACAUCCUCACAGAGAAAUAUGCUGAUUUCUGGUGUUCCAAAUUAACUGAUCCCGAGGGAGUGUUUGCUCCCUGCCACGCUGUCGUUAGCCCCAGCACAUAUAAAGAUAACUGUAUGUAUGACACCUGUAACUGUGAAAAAAGUGAGGACUGCAUGUGUGCUGCAGUUUCCUCAUAUGUCUAUGCCUGCUCAGCAGCAGGAGUCCACAUCACUGGCUGGAGGAAAACCAUCUGUGGUUUACCAUUAGGUUCACCACAAUGCGAAUGCCCCAUGGUGUACUUUGACUGCUCCACUGCUCAACCUGGGGCUACUGGCACUGAAUGUCAAAAGAGCUGCAGCACCGCUGACAUGGCUUGUAUCCACACAGGCUGUACAUCAGGCUGCAUAUGCCCAGAUGGUCUGUUGUCAGAUGGAGCAGGAGGCUGUGUCAAUGAGACCAGCUGUCCAUGUGUACACAAUGGACAAGUCUACCAGCCUGGAGAGACACUGACAGUAGAUUGCAAUACCUGUUCCUGCAGUGGAAGGAAGUUCACAUGUACCAACAAGACGUGUGAUGCUGUUUGUGGAAUCUAUGGAGACGGUCACUACAUCACCUUUGACGAUAAGAGGUUCGACUUCAGUGGACAGUGUGAAUACACACUUCUACAAGACUUCUGUGGCACCUGUAAUGGGAAUGGAAGCUUCAGAAUUAUUACUGAAAAUGUUCCAUGUGGAACCACAGGAACCACCUGCUCUAAGACCAUCAAGAUCUUCUUGGGGGAUAAUGAAUUCCAGCUUAAAGAUGACAACUUACAAGUGGUAAAGGGCACUAUCCAGGUGCUUCAGGUACAAAAAAUGGGCGUUUACAUAGUGGUGACAAUCAAGCCUGGACUUGUUCUCAUGUGGGACCAGAGGACCAGUCUUUUUAUUACAAUCAGUCCACAGUUCCAGGGUCAGGUCUGUGGUCUGUGUGGAAACUAUGAUGGUAACAGUAAGAAUGACUUCACCACACGCUCCCAGGAAAUAGUAGCUGAUGUUCUACAAUUUGGUAACAGCUGGAAAGUUUCAUCUAGUUGCCCCAAUGCAGAGCUAAUCAUUGAUCCCUGUGCCUCUAAUCGCUACCGGGAAGCCUGGUCUCAAAAACAGUGCAGUAUCAUCACAAGUGUCACCUUCCAGAGCUGUCAUUCAAAGGUUGACCCUGGUCCAUAUUUUGAUUCCUGUGUGAGAGACUCCUGUGCUUGUGACACUGGUGGGGACUGCGAAUGUCUCUGUACUGCUGUGGCUGCAUAUGCCAAAGCCUGUAAUGAAGCUGGGACCUGCAUUGCAUGGAGGACUCCAAAGUUUUGUCCUAUUUUCUGUGACUACUAUAAUUCACCUGGUGAAUGUGAGUGGCACUACAAGCCUUGUGGAGCUAAUUGCAUGAAAACAUGUAGGAAUCCAUCUGGAAACUGCUCCUCACUUAUCACCAACCUGGAAGGCUGCUAUCCACAAUGUCCAUCAAACCAACCCUACUUUGAUGAAGACACUAUGAAGUGCGUUGCCGGGGACCAGUGUGGAUGCUAUGAUGACCAAGGCAACCAUUACAAUAUUGGUGAAAAAGUUCCAUCAGAGAACUGCUACACCUGCUUAUGUACAAUGUCGGGGAUACAAUGUAACUACAGCGUUAACUAUUGUAAAUGCAUCAUUAAUGGAAAAACCUACAACUAUGGGGACAAUAUCUACAACACAACUGAUGGCCUAGGAAACUGCAUCACAGCUGAGUGUGCAGAGAAUGGAAUUGUAACAAGGAGUAUAUACCCUUGCUUUAACACAACAACACCUGGGCCAACAACAACUCCAUUUACAUUUAGUACAAUUCUAAAGACCACUUCAGGUAUUUCUCAUUUCUCAAACAAAUAG
Messenger RNA from Oreochromis aureus, 3316 nucleotides. RefSeq names its product mucin-5AC. Gene Ontology annotation, cellular component: extracellular matrix. The transcript is spliced from 25 exons. Gene Ontology annotation, molecular function: protein binding. The coding region runs from base 95 to 3316 and encodes 1073 amino acids. The record is from RefSeq and is a predicted model, not a curated record. NCBI's taxonomy places the organism in Eukaryota, Metazoa, Chordata, Actinopteri, Cichliformes, Cichlidae.